UCGGAGCGGGACGGGAGCGGAGCGGAUCCGGAGAUGGGAGGGAGAGCGGGGUCGGGGCAGCGCUGUGAGCUCGGACUUAGGGACGGACAUCAGCCCCGGGCUCGCGCUGUACCGCUGUGCGCACACGCGGGGCUCCCACGGACACGCGUUUGCACGCACUCGUGUGCGUGUGUGCACAAAGGUCGGAGCCGGGAGCUUGGAGCGAAAGCAGAUGCACGGCACACACGCGCAGAUCCACAUGCACUCAUCUACAUGCACCUAUUCACGUGCACGCCGCUCACGCUUGCACAUCCACGCGUGUGCACACAUCCACAGGCGCACAGCCGUGCACAGCCGGGAUCCAAGACCAGGGAAGGAUCGGUGCUGGUGUAGCCAAACUGCAGUACUUUUUGCAGCCUCUCCUCGCUGAGGGUCGACCCGAGGAGUGGUCGCAGAGCAAAUACACAGGAAUUGAUUUAGGCGCUCCGGAGAGGAGCCACGGGUGGAAAUGAACCGUGGAUCUCCUGGUGGUGAGGAUCAGGAGGGCCUUUCUGCAGCAGCAGCGCAGUGUGGACCCACACCUCUGCUCCCAAGUAGGUUUGAGUUCCUGCUCAUGAGCAGAAGCUUUGCAUUCGUGGCCGCAGGGCAGAGCAAAGUAAAGCAGGGCACAGAGCGGAGAAGAUGUGAGCGUUCAGAUGCUGGAGGGAAGAGUGAUCCCAGCUGGGAAUACAUUGGGAACGCCGACUGCCAGCGCUGCUCUGCCUGUCAGGGAUCCCUGGGAUGUGCCCUGCCGGACCCCUCACACUGUGCCUGAGAGCACUGAGCUCCUGGCAGCCCCCGCAUCCCUCCCCGCCUCCACUUUGGCAGGGAUUGUUGGAGGAACAAAAGGAAAGGAGCCAAAUUCUGAGUUUGAAUUUGAAUUUGUCCGUGUGAGACGCAGAGCUGGGGGAUUCCCUUCCUCUUCUCUGGGCUGAUGUGCGAGGCGCCUGGCUGCCAUCCCUUCUGCUGCACCCUGCUACCCUGCACUGCUUCACACAGGCAGGAAUUCUCCCAGGAAACCCCUGAGCUCCCCACGCCUCCUCCCCCUCCAAGGUAGCGAAAAGCUGACAUCAGAAAUCCGUUCCCCGUUUUAAAUUUAGACGCCUGCGUGAUCUCGAAUUUGGAUUUACUAAUUAUUCGCAUCUGGUUCCUAUCAAAAAGUUGAGCAAUGCAGAUGUCCUGAUUUCAGCAUCGGCUCGGAGGGGUCGCACGGAAUUCGCCCUUCGUUGCCUCGUUACACAACGGGUCUGAGUCCCUUCCCAGGCCUGCCCUGAGCACGGUGCCCAUCCACCCCGCAGCAUCGCCUCGCUCCGGUUGGCUGCCGCUCAUUUCCCCGCUGUGGAGAUCAGUCUAAUUAGCAGAGUAAAUCUGGGUAAGGCGAGCUCUGGUAAUUAGUGAUCCGUGGGAUGUUUCCACGCACUUUCUUCGCCUUAAGGGUAAGGAGGGAUGGAGCAGAUGGCCCCGUUUUGGGAGCAGGGAGGGAAGUCGAGGUGAAGGGGUUGGGAUGGGUAAGAGGACAGAGCUGUGUGUCCGCUCACUGCCAUCCCAUGUUCUGUUUCCAAGUGACAUUGGUGACCACAGUGCCUGCAGGGACAUUGGGAACUGAUGAACUGUCACCUCUGGGCCAUGGGCAGAGGGGGAAUGGCCACGUCUGGGGGCUGUGAGUCCUGACAGCACCUCAGGAGGUCGCCUAAAGGUGGGAACCCAGCCCAGGGCUGGAGCUGGGACCUUCAGUCCAAGCUGUGAUUAUCACAGAAAGCUUCCACGGGGAAGCUUAAUUAAUGAUGAUUGAUUAAUAGGUGGCCCCAGCAACAGCUGGAGAUGGGGAGCUGGAUUUUGUCACGUGCUGGGAACGUGUGGGCAGGGUGUAGAGAUUUACUCACAGGAGGGAGACUUCGUGCUGGUGGGAUGGUGAGUGGGGCUGGGGGCUGAGGAGGGAUUUCUUCUGCUCAGAGAGCCCCAGAAAGAUGCAGGGCUGCUUUUGAUCUUUUUGCUGCUGUCUGGACACCUGUGUAGCUAAGGAGAGAGAUUUGGAGGAAGAAGAACAAGGAAGUGGGAGGGAUGUGGCUGUGGGGUGUAGCCAGGCUGGGAGCGAGUUCAUCAAACCAGGACUGCUGGAAUACAAAAAGACAGUUGGCAAUUGGGAGCAGAAGAGCUGGGGUACUUUGCUGGAGAGCAGCUCUGCCUCGAGACAGCUGGAGGUGAGGAACCAGCAGAGGCUGGGGCCCUGCAGUGCUCUGGGCACCUGCAGGUGCUGCUCAGGCACAGCAGCCACGAUGAGGGCUGUCAAUGGGAGCUGGGAGAGAGGUGAGGAUGGGAGGAGGGCAGAUCCCAGCGCUGGGGUCGAGGUUAUGCUGAUGUGUGUUGUUUUUAACCAUCGUUUCUCAGAGCAGAUUGCUCUCUCCUCACUUCCACUGCUGGGUGGGAAGCCCCUGGGCUGUGCUGUGCAUCCCUGCACCCAUGGGUCUGUGCCGCCCUGCUGCCCCUUUCUGCACAGAGGGCCUUUGAGGGGAGCUCAGCCUCAUCAGGCUUUGGGACCACAGAAGCUGAGAAGUGAUCUGAGCUGUUUUCAUUGCAGCACGUGGCCGGCAGUGCGGUGCAGGCUGUGGGAGGAUGGCCCUGCUGUGCCCACAGAGGAUGCUCAGGGUGCUGGGGAGGCUCAGAGCGGUGGCAAACUCUCCCUGCAGUCGUUGGGGUGUGUUGGAGAUCUCAUCCAUCCCAGCAGCCUUUAAAUGGGCUUUUCUGGGUGAUGGGGUGAUGGGUUUCAACAUCGGCUCCUGCAAAUCAGGGAAGCAGCAUUAAAGUUGCAGAAGUCAGGAGUUGGAAGUGCCACAGUGUUUCUAAAAAAGGAAUGGGAAAAUGAUGCAUUUUCAGUUUGUUGGUGAUUUCCUGAGCUUCUGCUCCCACCUGGGCCCCUUCCAUCCCUCUCCAUGCCCAUAGGGAACACCUGGGCUGUGCCUGCCAGCCUCCAGGAAGGACCACAGAGAAAGGACAGAUGCGAUGCUCGGCAGAUCCUGAUGUCUCCCACCUGCAAAAGGCAGCAGCAUCUCUCCUCCCCGUGAAGGCACAGCCUCGUUGCUGGGAUUGGAAGCUUAACUUCGAACCUGGCAGCGCUCCGUGACGAUACUAAAGGCAUUUACAUUUCUAUACCUCUCCCCGAGGAAACCGGAGCCCUCAGCACCAGGCAGGUUUGGCCAAGGGGGGUGGAUGAGGUGGCAGGGAGUGGGGCUGCCCCACAUCCCCAGGCUGUGCUCCCCCCGGCGGUGCCACCACGACCCCCAUUGCUGCACCCAAACUUUGCCUGGCUCAGCUGCCUCCGCUGCAUUGACACGACUGCGGGCGCGUCGGUGUCUGCCAGCUCCUGAAUUUGAUGGCAAGGCUGAAUUUUUAUGUUCCCCCUCCACAUAUCACCCCCCCCACCCCCCCUCUUUGAGCUUAUAUAACCUUGGGGAUUCUAUUAAUAAAAGUAAUGGUUUUGAACUCUGGGAACAACCAUCUCCAGCGAUGCCGCAACUUCUGGAUGCGGGCAGCUGUUGGGUGGCACAGAGAUAAAGGGCAGCGGCUCCAGGGGGGGAGGCAGAGGGAUAAACGGGGGCUUCCAACGAGGAGCCCGCCUCCAGGGAUUGGGCAGCACCCAGAGCAGGCCGUGUUUGUGCCUCCUUGUGUGCCAGGCAUCCGCCAGCCCGUGCUUUGGCUGACAGCCAUUUCCGAUGGGAAAUCGUGGGAGGAGCAUCCCGGCCCCACGGUGGUACCUUAAAGGGAUGCAAGGGGAGGGGAGGGGGGUGGUAAGGGAGAUAGUGAAGGAAUUUGGUAUAAAGGGCUCAGUGCCAAAAUUAGGAGCUGUUUCUCGGCCACGGCAGGAGCUGGGCAGGGACCUGCAGCUUUUGCCUGGCUCUGGGUUUAGGGGUUUUUUUGCUGUCGUUUGAUCCCUAAGAUGCCUGCAAGGUGUUUGAAGGGUUUAAUGUAACAUUUGAGAGGUCGAAUUUAGGACCGUAAGCAACAAAACUCAGGAGGGAACCUAAACAAGAGCGCUCAGAGCUGCAAGAAGCAUGGCUCACUUUUCCCUUUGGGUGACCGUUGCAUUUGGUCUCCUCCAUAUCAGUGUCUGUUUUGCUUUCUGCCUCGUGACGUGGGAUUACCAGCUGGUUCCAAAGAAACACUGAGAUCUCACUCAGCUGUCAGCUGUAGGUUGGCUUUGGUUUUUGUUGUUUUGUUUUGUUUGGGGCUUUUUUUUCCCCCCUUUAAAUCUCUCCCAUUGAAAUGGUCACAGCUUGACAGGCCUCAUGCUGUUCCCAGCAUGUUCGCGCUGUCAUCCUGAAACUCAUAUCUUUAAUUCCUUCCUCGGGAUGCUAAUCGCACCUUAAGAUGAUUAAGGCUGGAAAAAGCCCUCGUGUUUUGUUUUUCUCCUCCCGUUGGUGAUGCUGUUCGCUGGCUCUUGCCACUUCAUUCAUCUCAGGGAGUAAAUGAGACUGCCCACCUCCCCCCCCCCGCCCUGUGCCACUGUGUUCCCAAUCAGUUUUACUUUUGGCUUCUCAUCACGGUGCUGUCGGGCUGCUUUGUGUGAUGCACAGCUUCCCUCUGCUGCUGUGUCACCUUUGGAGCACAUUUGGAGUUCUGACAGCUUGUUGAAAGCCAUUCUACAGCCUCCCGUCUCCGUGCCUCAGUUUCCCCAUGAAUAAAGAGCCCCUUGCUCUCCGUGCCACCAGGCAGAGCUGCCUGCUGCCACCUGGUUGCAGGAGACACGGGUGGCUCAUUUUCUCUCAUCUGUGUGCUGGUGCCCCAUGGGAUGCAGCAAGAUCAUGGCUGCCCUGCGCAGCUUGAGCUCUGUAGGGCUUUGGUGGCUCUGAAGGAGCCCUCAGCUUUUCUACCACCACCAAGAUCCUGAGCAGGGAGGGAGAAAGAAGCAGAGGAAAGCGGGCAGUGAGAUAGGAGAUCAAAACUGCUGGACUCUGGCUUGGCACAGCCUGUGGGCUGAGCGUCCCUGCAGUCCCCAUCCUCCUGGUGUCCCCAUGCUCCUAAUGUCCCUUUUCUUCUCAUGUUCCCAACACCCCUGUUGUCUCUGGUCCCCAGGUUCUCAGCAUCCCCAUGCUGCCAGUGUCCUUUUGGUCCCAACAUCCUUAUGAUCCUCGUGUUCUCACCAUCCCCGUGCUCCCAAUGUGGUCCCACUGUCCUCGCAUCCCCUCCAUCCCACACACCCGGACCCCCAGAUCACCACGUGAAGCUCGUAACACCUUUCUCCCUGCAGGAAGAGCAGCCAAGGCAUCGACGAUGACUGCCGAGAGCACCGAACCCAAUGGCCCCAUGCGGGAGCCGACGGUGGGGGGCACAAAGCCGUCGGCCCCCCCUGCCCCACCGCGGCGCCGAGGCCGAAGGCUGCGACGGAAGUCACUGCCGGAGGUGGCGGUGAAGGGACAGCUUCGCAUGCGCUCACCAUCGGGAGCCUUCGUCAUGGUGGGCAUCUCGGUGGUCUUGGUAGGCAUGACCAUUGCCGUGGUGGGCUACUGGCCCCACCGGGGGCAUGGAGGUGCUGGGGCUGGAGCGAGGAACGCCAGCACGGCGGGGGACAUGAGGAGGGAGGUGGUUGCUGGGCGUCCCGCGCCCCACAAUGAGAAGCUGAAGCUGAUCGGCCCUGUCAUCAUGGGCAUCGGGCUCUUCAUCUUCAUCUGUGCCAACACCAUGCUCUACGAGAACAGGGACAUGGAGACCCGCAUGCUGAUGCAGAAAGGCCUCUACUGCAUGGCCACGGAUCUCCCCAAGGAGACCAGCCCCAAGGAUGAGGACACCCGGCUGGUACCCAAAGCCAACCCUGAGUGCUUGGAGGGCUGCUAUGAAGUGGACCUGUCCUUGGGCAGCAAGUGGGCUGAUGGCUUUGGCCCCAACAGGCUGCAGACCACAGCUGAGCUCAUGCAGUGCCCGGGUGCAUCGCCGGCAGCCUCCCUCCUCAGCCUCCACUCAGAGGCAAACCUUGGGCUCUCCGCCACCGUCGGGGCCUUGGCGUUGCCCAUCAUCAAGCUCAACAACCGCUUGCUGGAUGCAGCCUCACGGGCAGCCAACGGGAUGACAGAGGGAGCCCAGCUCCCUGCCGAAGGCCCGGCGCCCUCCUGUGCCCUGCUGUCCCCCAGCGGCGGCAGCAUCGCAGCUCGGGGCCUGGAGAACCACGGCGGCCACGUCGUCAUCAACGUGGAGGAUGGUGGCCCCACGGUGCAUGCGGGCCCAGACGCUCAGCCCCACAACCCGGGGCACUCCAAGUCCCUGGACCUGGGCCGGCCAGGGGUGCUGCUGGUGGCUCCCAUCAAGGACCGUAAAAACCGGAGUUGGCCUCGGCUCGAUCACGUCAACGCGGUGGCUUAUGCCAAACUGGAGAACUGGGGAGAAUCCUUGGACCGGCUACUGGAGACCAGCGGGACACCACACCAUGCUGAGCCCCGGCCCAGCUCCUGGGUGGUGGGCAUGGAGGGGGGCUCGCGGGUCUGACGGCCCCGGGGUUCAGGGUUUGAAGCAGACUUCUGAUGCUGAGAGAUCCCCGAGCCUAGGGAGGGCUCCCAGGUUGGGACUUUUGCUCCUCCUCGCCUGCCUCCUCUUCCUCACCACCUUCCCUGGGAUGCUCGCAGUCUUACAAAGCCCUUCUGCUGGCAGCCUUCCUGGAGGAGCCCUCACUUGUAGACCCGCAGUGGACCAUGGCAUGGGGUCGGGGUGAGCAAAGCACAGAUGGGUCCCUUUGCCCAACCCAAAGGGAAAUUUGCUUGAGCAGAGCCUGACAGGGCCAUUAAAUGUUACCUUGAUGCCACGCAGUGCUCCCUUGUCUCAUACUCAGGGUGGGAGUGGGGCAUCCCCACCACUCUGGGCUCUGGGCAGUGUGGGAAAGCGUGUGAGGAAGGUGGACAGGGGGGAGCUUUUCCUGCACAAACAUCACCACUUCACUGGAGCCGAUCACCAGCCCCACCAAACCUCUGCUUUCCCUGAAAUUGCCUCAAACCUGGGUACAGACCCAUCUCAUCCCUCGUACCUUCAGCCUCUGUGCUCAGAGGACUCAGUUUCCCAUAGGGAAUGCCAAGGGAGGAAGCGUGGAUGCUGCUGUCCUGAAAGCAGAGGUGUUCAUUGCGGCGGUCCUGUGGGGUUUGUGCCAUACGGGGUCCAACUGCCUGCAAUGGGGCUCAGCUCCUUCACAGCCCCUCUGUGCAGGUAUGGCAGCAGGAAUGCUGUGUGCCCUGCUGCUGUGUGUGUGCAGAGAGAUGGUGAGCUUCUGUGGAUGCAAAAGGAGCUCAGGGAGCUGCAGAUGUUGGUGCUGCUGCUCACUUCAUGCUGCCCGGGCAGCUGCAAAGUUCAAGCAACAAAAUGGAAAAGUUCCUGGAGUGCAAUUGUUUCCGAAGCUGGUUUGGGGGUGGAGAUGAUAGUUUUGUUUGGAUGCAAGCAACAGGAGGAUGCAGUGGGGGAGAGGAAAGGGCUGGCUCUGGUUUUAUGGUGCUGCUGGCUGCUCUUGUGUUACUUGGUGCUUUUUGGCUGCAGGAUGGGAGCUGCUGAGUGGCAUCACGUUGUUUCCAUGAGGACAAACCAGAGAAGGUUGUUUUGCAGCACUGCGGUCCAUGCCUGAUCCUGCUGCUGCUCCAGUGCUCAGCAGGGCCCUCCCUCCCCAAAUUCUUUCCAGCAGCAGCAGCUGGGGACAUGUCCCCAAACCUCCCAGCUCCUCUGCAGGCUGCAGUGGAUCCUCACUCAGAGCUGCUGCUCUUGCCAGCGACCCGGGAGGCACAGCAGCAUGGCUUUGCUGCACGGGCUGGAUCCCUGCCUCUCCUAUCCCAAGAGCAAAGUUGUGGUGUGGGGCUGAGUGUCAGCUGCUGAAAUAUGUCUUUGCUGCGUGAAAUGGUUUUGUUUUCUCUUUUGUUCCCAUCUCCACGAAACAAGCACAGAGUUUUGGACCUUGGAAGCUGCAGGACAAUGUCUUUUUUCAGCCCGAACCAUUCUGCAGAACAUUUUGACUUGGCAGCCGUGUGCUCUGGCACAAACACACCACACUGUCACUGCCAAAGCCCCUUCUGUCCUCGAGCAGAGCUGUGCUGGUGCUGGGGACAGGGGGAGGGCAGGAGCUGCCAUGGCUCACCACCAGCUUGCAUCUCCACCCUGAUUAGCGGUGGUGGCACACAGCACCAGGGCUGGGAAUAGGCAGGUGAACGCCUACAAGGCUCAAAGCACUGAUUUUAGAACAGUCAGGGCUUCUUUUUCUUUCCCUCUUGGGAAAUUUGGCAUUGUAUGUUUCUUUUCAGUGUUUGCUUCAUGCUCUUUUGCCUCCACUUUGCUACAAAGCAGCCCAGCAAGGAGACGGGCUGUGGUUGGCUUCCUGCUUAACCUCCAGGUGAUGCAGCACUCAGUGAGUGCAUAACCCCACCAGCCAGAAAGCCACCAAAGGGCUCCCGGGCCAGGAAUGCACCCGGAGGCUAUUUGAGAUCAAAAGUAACUUCUCCUUUGUGUGCACCCAUACAUCCCCCAGCUCUGCUGCUGCCCUGGGACACAGCGUUGGAAGCAGCACUGCUGCGGCGGUGCUUCCAUCCCACCACAAAGUUCAAGCACCCCAAAAGCUGAGAUGGAGGGAAUCUCUGCUAUUCUGCAGGGGGUUUCCAGCUGGUCAACCCUGGGCUCAUUUGCAGCAUUUCCCACCCUGCACUGAGCAAACUCAGAGCUGUGAUGCUGCCUGCAGUCUUGUCUGUUUCUCUCCCACCCCCCGAAGAUGUAAAGUCUAUGCAAAGGAAAGCACUCUGCUGGUGCUGGGGCACUGGAGCUGCAGCACCCUUAGGUGCUGAUGCUGCAGUGCAUGGAGCCCACAGAUCUCAGUGGGGCUGAUGCAGUAGGGGGGAGUCUCCAGCCCCAUCCCCAUCACUGGGAUGCAGGGGUUGGGGUGCAGGGCUGCCCCAGUGCACUUGGGGCCUCCUGGGCACGGAGAGGGGCUGUGGGUGCUGGGUGUCACAAGUGACAGCACUGACCCUGCCCACAGCAGCUACGUUCUGGCUCCCAGAAUGGCAUCAACAGCCUAAAAAUAUCCCCAUAGGAUGCAGAUGGGAACGUUCUGCUCCAAGUGGGAUCAGGAAAAGGGUGGGAAUGGGGGAGCAGUGGCUUUGGCUCCUCUAAAUGGAUGGGAGCUGCCUGAGACACAGCCUGGGUGUGGGGCCUUUAGGAGGUGUGCUUUGGGAUCGCUGGUUUUCCUUUGGGUUUGGGGGAUUUCCUUUUUAUUGGAAUUCCUUUACAUUUCCAUGGUGUUUCUUUGCCUGUUUUUAUUCUCCUUGCAGGCAGGCUCUGCAUGGGGGGAGGGGAGAAACUGAGGCAGGGGUUAAAAGGAUGCAGGGCCAACUCCUCACCUCACCAGCUGAACGUCGUGCCCCAAACUCGUGUUUCUGACCCUUCUCCAUUUCCCUCUAUGGCACAGGGCUGCUCCUGCAGGGACAGGGUUCUGCCUGGGCCGUGCACUGGGGACCUCAGCAGCCCUCCCCAACCCCAGGGCAGGGUUAUUUAAGGAGCGUUUGGGGCUCGCUGGCGCACACAGUGAUCCUAAUGGGGUUGGACAAACCUCAGAGCCCGGGGCAGCGCUGGCUCAGCGACCCGAUGCGCUUUGCAGCUUCAUCUUUGCGCUGGGUCGGUCGCACUGCGCUGAGGACCGAUGGAAGCAGCAGCUCCAGCAGCGGCCGUUUCCCAACUGUUUGUGGCUGAUUUCUAUGGCCCUCUUUUAAGUUCUGCCCGCAGCGGGUUGCAACUGAAAGCACGCAGCGGUUCAGGAGCCAAUUGGCCCCCAGCCCCCCUGCAGCACCGCCAAGCGCGCCGUGUCAGCACUCCUGUUGGUAUUCCUGCUGCUCUUAAGGACGCUGUGGAUGGGAUGGAUGCUUCCCCUGCCAAACAAAAGCAGCUAAAAGCGGUGUCAGACAACAUCUCUGCUCUGUUCGGUCACAGCCAUUCCUGUUUGGCAGCGGUCGCUCUGCAGAAGCGCUCACCUGUUCAUGGGAUGCUGUGGGGGAAGCUGGGCGCUCAGGCUCUGCUGCGGGGAUCCCAU
Messenger RNA from Lagopus muta (rock ptarmigan), 10048 nucleotides. It is a transcript of the gene TMEM200B, whose product is annotated as transmembrane protein 200B. The record is from RefSeq and is a predicted model, not a curated record. Lineage: Eukaryota; Metazoa; Chordata; Aves; Galliformes; Phasianidae. The coding region runs from base 5104 to 6492 and encodes 462 amino acids. The transcript is spliced from 2 exons.